Fibroporia radiculosa is the source of this 1185-nucleotide messenger RNA. RefSeq lists its product as uncharacterized. The record is from RefSeq and is a predicted model, not a curated record. Lineage: Eukaryota; Fungi; Basidiomycota; Agaricomycetes; Polyporales; Fibroporiaceae. Bases 1 to 1185 code for a protein of 394 amino acids. The transcript has 6 exons. Gene Ontology annotation, molecular function: rRNA primary transcript binding. Gene Ontology annotation, cellular component: preribosome, large subunit precursor; nucleolus. Gene Ontology annotation, biological process: maturation of 5.8S rRNA; maturation of LSU-rRNA.
AUGCCUUCCAGUCGUUUCGAGCCGUCGUCAAUCAAGAACAAAGUAAAGCGAGAGGAGAUUUCGCGGAAGCAAAAGAAACAAAAGAGACAAAACAAGCUUGAGCGCCGACUUGCGCAGGCGAAGGCGGAAGCCAACGACCCUCUUGCGAAGAAGAAACGACGCGAACAAAAUGUACCCCGUACACUGGACAACACUCGACAGUUCGAUCCCUCGAUCCUCACCGCGAACCCCGCUGCGCAACCCGAAGCAUCCACCUCUUCUACGCCAGCCGAACAUGGGCAUGCACAUUCCCCAGAUCACCAGCCGCAGGACGAAUCUGCUGCGGAUAUAGCUAAUGAUCCCUUUUCAUCGUAUUUUUCCGGCACCGGUGACCCCAGUGUCCCGCCAAAAGUGUUGAUCACGACGUCUCCAAAGGCGACGCGGACGACGUACAAUUUCUGCGAUGAGCUAGUGAAUGUCUUCCCUGGCGCGGAGUUCAUUCGAAGGAAGAAGGGAAAAGGCUUCGAGAUGGGUCGGAUCGCAGGCUGGGCCGCGGGACGAGAUUACAGCCAUUUAAUGGUCGUGAAUGAGGAUAUGAAGAAGCUAAACGCGAUCACGAUCGUGUACCUCCCGGAGGGUCCAACCGCCUACUUCAAACUAACGUCCGUUGAAUUUUCAAAACAGAUACAUGGUCAUGCACGACCCACAGAACACUUUCCAGAACUUGUUCUAAACGGUUUCGUUACCCGCCUCGGGCAUACCGUCGGACGUCUCUUCCAGACACUCUUCCCGCCUAUGCCCGAAUUUCAAGGUCGCCAGGUCGUCACAUUGCACAACCAGCGUGACUUUUUGUUCUUCAGGAGACAUCGAUAUGCUUUCCGUUCCACGGAAAAGGUGUCUUUACAAGAGAUCGGACCUCGGUUCACCUUGAAGCUACGAUCAUUGAGAAAAGGUCUACCGGCUGUGAAAAACCUGGGUGAACCCUCUAAACCGUUAGAGUUUGAUACCUUCGAGGAUGGUGAUGGUGAGGAUGUCAAGAUGGGCGAGGAAGGCCAGGAAAAACAGGAGCCAGAUCAAGAUGACGAGGAAGAAGGGGUGGAAAAGGAGGCUCAGGUACCCAAGAAGGUGCUGCCUCCGACGGAGGACGAAUAUCAAUGGGUCUGGAAGCCGGAACUGGAGACAACGAGAAGUACCUUCUUCUUGUAA